UUAAUUCAAGUAUGGAAGAACAUACACCUGCUUAUGUAACUGUGAGCAAUAUGCUGACUGAUAUCUCCCAACUAGAGCCUUUCGAUGUUGCCGGAUUUGACGCUGAUCACACUCUUGUAAAAUACAAUGUCAAAGCUCUCACAAAAAUGAUAGAUAAGAUCUACAUGAGAGUCAUUACAGAAGAUUGUGAGGGAUACCCAAAAGACAUAGCAGAUCUUUAUGAUGAAGAGUUAAUUAAUUUCAGCUUCAACGGAGCCACAUUGGAUAUGAAUACAGGCUUGCUUGUCAAGAUUUCUGAAGACAAGAAAGUCAUCGCCGCUUACAGAGGAUUUACAAAAUUACCAGAUACUGAAAUUGAAGAAAUUUAUGGAAAAGACAGGAUCUUCAAUGAGGAAUACUCUGUUUGGCAUUACAGGAGUUUGGAUAAGGGAUAUCUCGGAUUCCACUCUUAUUUUGACUGCCCUGUGAUUAGUCUCUGAGCGAAGCUUUUUGAUCUGAAAACACAAGGGAAAAUAGACAAGACUAAUGAAGAAAUUUUCAAUGAUAUCAGAACCUGAAUCAUCAAAAGUUAUGUACAUUAUGAUGCUGAGAAAUGAUAUAAAAUCGCUGAUUACGGAUAUUUCUUUACAGAGAUAAUCAAUGACACUGAGAAAUAUAUCCAAAGAAGGGAGGAUUUCAGAGAGAUGCUAAUCAAACUUAGAGAAGCAGGCAAGAAAGUGUUCAUUGCUACCAACUCACAUGCUGAAUACACCAAUUUGAUAAUGACAAGGUCAAUCGGUGAUGACUGGAGAAGCCUGGUCGAUUUCACUGCAAGUCAUUGUGGGAAGCCAAUCUUUUUCAAAGAGAUCCAUGGCACCAGGAAGUUCUUCAGGUGUGAUUAUGAGUCAGUUAAUCUCAAGGGAAAGGAAUGUGAUGUCGAUGAUCUUGAGGAAACCCAUACAUAUCUGGAAGGCAACUGUAAAGAUCUUGAGGAAUAUUUCAAGAAGUUAAUAGACAAGGAUGAGAUCAACUUCGCCUUCUUUGGAGACCACUUCAUCACAGAUGCAGCAAUCUCUGACUUGCACAAGAAUUGGAAGGGAGUAGCCAUUAUGGAAGAGCUUAAUCAUGAGCAGGUUGAACAAACCGACGAGUCUCAACUCGUUGGCUAUGAAAAGUAUUGGGGAUCCUUCUUUGGAGGUGAGAUCAAUGGUGAAUGGCACAAGAACGCCUGGGUAAAAUUCGCUGAGGAGCAUACUUCCUAUGUGCUACCCUUACUUGGAGACCUCAAAAAGUUAUUGGAUAAGUAACUUUCAAUAUCAAUA
Moneuplotes crassus is the source of this 1301-nucleotide messenger RNA. Lineage: Eukaryota; Ciliophora; Spirotrichea; Euplotida; Euplotidae. The record is from the annotation of a GenBank genome assembly.